UGAUGAAAGAUUUUCAAGAAAAUUUUGAAUGUUUUUUUGAAGUUGCUACUUGUGGCGAUAUAAUUUCUAUUUACAGAGGGAGGCCUAUUUGGGCAAAUUAUCAUCCGGAUAAACUUGUACUUCCAGCGGAGAUUCUUUUUAAUAAUGUCCCUUCGGCUAGAGGAGCCGUUCUUCAUUAUAUCGCUAAAUUGGUUCAUGAAACUGUCCAUUUAUAUUUUUCUGAAAAGGAGCGGAAAGAAGGAACGGGGAAAGGCGUUGAUUACACCAAUUUGGAAACUUCAGUUAAACAAUUAAUUUCAACUUUAAAUUCAUUUAAAGGGGAAAUCAAAACAAAAACAACCUCUUCUUUCCCUCUUUUAUUGCUUCAAUGGCUUUUUGAAUUAUGUGCCGAUUUAAGUCAUCAAAACCACAACAGACCGUAUUUCAAUCUCCAAAGGCCUUUGCCUAGUGUUUUGCUUAAAGCGUUUCAACAAAUGCCUUGUAUUGUUGAUUUACUUUCGCUGAUGGAGAAUAUUUUUACUGAAAUGCUUAAUUCUACUCCAGAAAAAACAAUUCAAACAUUUAUUUCAGCACAAAAAGCUUUUAUAAAUAACUUUGAUUGGAUAACUUUAUUUAUUGCUGAAUCUUUUCCUCCAAACUUUGCAAAAAAUUUAUUGAAAAAUGGGGCAGAAGAAUUUCAUUCAUUUUGCGGGGAAUUGAGCAGAUCCAACGUUCAACUUGCAGCACAAGUCCAUGAAGAAUAUUCUGGAAGACUUCGUAUUUAUUCAGAUAUUUUUAAAUGUUUGGAGAGAAAUAAAAAAGUUGAAUUUCGACGUUUUGUUUUGGAUGUUUUAAAUGAAUUUUUAUUAACAAGUGAAAAUCUGCACGAAUUUGUUUUUCUUGUAAAAUUGGCAUUAGUCUCUCCAGAAAUUAUUAUACCUUAUGCUGAUGAGAUUGUGCAGAUAGGUAGGUUGGGAUUUUGCAAAUUCUGA
Meloidogyne enterolobii is the source of this 971-nucleotide messenger RNA. NCBI's taxonomy places the organism in Eukaryota, Metazoa, Nematoda, Chromadorea, Rhabditida, Meloidogynidae. The record is from the annotation of a GenBank genome assembly.